AUGUUAGAAGAUCAAACGGCUCGAGUAUGCAGGCUUGAGGCGAAAAGGAGAAAGAAGAACAAUGAUUUACGCAAUGAGAUCGGCUGUGACGCGGCAUCGGCGUUUGGCAUUUCGCGCCCUCAACACCUCGGGCGAAGUUGGCACCUCGAGCAAUAUCGGCACCUCGUGACAUCAGUCGCACAUCACGACAUCGACACCAGGUCUCAACAUCGGCACCAGCACCACUCACUCGGCGACAUCGGCGCCGAUCCUAGGAUGACAUCGGCGCUGCGUGUUCCCGACUUCGGUACUGCGUGUGCCCCACAUCGGUACCGCGUGUUCCCGACUUCGGUACCGCGUGUGCCCCACAUCGGUACCGUGUGUUCUCGACUUCGGUACCGUGUGUUCUCGACUUCGGUACUGUGUGUGCCUGACAUCGGUACCGCGUGUUCCUGA
Molecule: messenger RNA, 435 nt
Organism: Arabis nemorensis
Lineage: Eukaryota; Viridiplantae; Streptophyta; Magnoliopsida; Brassicales; Brassicaceae
Source: the annotation of a GenBank genome assembly